Messenger RNA from Mesorhabditis belari, 1080 nucleotides. NCBI's taxonomy places the organism in Eukaryota, Metazoa, Nematoda, Chromadorea, Rhabditida, Rhabditidae. The record is from the annotation of a GenBank genome assembly.
AUGUUACGAAGAAAUGAUGUGAAGACGAAACUCUUUCUACUCUACUUUGAGCAACCAAGAUCCGAAUUCUAUGCACGAGAGCAUUUAGCAGAGAGAGCUCGACUAUUCUAUGAUGUGCCGGAUCGACUCAAGGGCUUACUCAACACACCAUUUCUCGUAAAUGACCGAGUGAAACGGUGUGUUGAUCGCUAUGGAAAGAAGACUUCUUUAGAAGAAACGAUCGCCAAAUUUGCGAACAAUAUCCAGGAACGAGUGUCAACUAUUGUCCCCGAGUUUGGACCAAUCGAUUGUCAAUCACUUUCAUAUUCAAACGAAGAGUCGCUACGAAAAGAGUUGAACGAUUCGCUGAACUCGGAAACGCUAAAUCGUGUAAUUUUCUUGCCACUCUACCCCCAUUUUCAUGGUUCUCGAACGGGAAUCUUAUUGAAUCGAGUAGCCGAUUAUCUACACAACAAAACGAUACAAGGACCAUCGACCUCCGACGAGAAAGACAGUCUACGAAUCAUCGCGGGAACGAGCGUUUCAUUCACCGUGAGCACGAUUCAUCGAUGGAGUGAUCAUCCUUUUCUCACAAACUUUUGGUACGAACAAUUGUCAAAGAUUCGUCAAGACUACGAUGCUUUGCUUUUUGUGGCUCCGAAUUUGAAAGGUAAACACUCCCAACUCUACCGCCAAUCGGUGUGGGCCACUUGUGAACGAAUCAUGGCUGAAUUGGACUUUGCUGUUCCAUAUGAUCUUGCAUAUUUCAAUGGAUGGAAUCAAUGGAAUCUUCCGAUCAUUGAUGGAUUGAGUCUCAAGGCACGUCAUUUUUCUAAACUUCUUCCCAAUGAGAAGAAAGUGGCGAUUGUACCAAUCACUUCAUUUCACUCAACUUUCGACACUUACUCGAUUCUCCCCGAUCUCGUCGACAAAAUGGAAGGCUAUUCCCUUGUUCAACCGCCAGAAGAUCCCUCAAACUCGACGAUUUUGGUGAACGGAUUCGCCGAACUUAUUAAGAAUCAUUUAUUGGGACGAAGGAAUGCCGAGCUAAGACUUCUGUGCAAUACACAAUCGACAACAAGAAAAGUGUUCGCUCCUCGA